CACUUCUUCGAGACUUUCUUCUUCUCCCUUUCGGCGAGGCCCUGCGGAAUACGGGGGAAGAAGUACGUCAUCGGCUCCGACGACUUUUAAGCUGCCUUAUUUCGGCGACUCGCGGUGGUCCUUCGUGCCUUCGUUUACACCGUCACCUAGCAAUGGAGAUUGCGCCGGUGGCCGCGUCUUCGAUCGACAGAGAUGCUGUUAACGAUGCCGCUUCUGUUGAUGCAGUUCAAGCAUCGUCUUCGUCGCCGGAUUCUGUACCAGGGAAAGAGGCGAACUUGUCCACGUCUUUUCCCGGACCUAAGUAUGACGAUGAUGAAGAGGAAGAGGACGUCUGCCGGAUCUGUAGGAACCCUAGAGAUGCGGAUAAUCCGCUAAGUUAUCCUUGCGCUUGCAGCGGCAGCAUCAAGUUUGUUCACCAGGAUUGUCUCCUUCAAUGGCUGAAUCACAGCAACGCCCGUCAGUGCGAGGUUUGCAAACAUGCAUUUUCCUUCUCCCCUGUUUAUGCUGAGAAUGCUCCAUCAAGGCUACCUUUUCAGGAAUUUAUUUUUGGAAUAGCAAUGAAAGCUUGCCAUGUCCUGCAAUUCUUUUUACGUCUCAGUUUUGUGCUUUCUGUUUGGCUCCUCAUCAUACCUUUCAUUACGUUUUGGAUAUGGCGGCUGGCUUUCGUGAGGAGUUUUGGGGAAGCCCAGAGAUUAUUCUUGAGUCACUUGUCUGCUACCGUUGUUCUUACUGAUUGUCUUCAUGGCUUCCUACUUUCUGCUAGCAUUGUAUUUAUAUUUCUUGGAGCUACCUCCUUGAGAGAUUACUUCAGGCAUUUACGGGAGCUUGGAGGUCCGGAGGGCGAGCGAGAAGAUGAUGCAGAUAGAAAUGGAGCUCGUGCUGUAAGAAGACCUCUGGGACAAGCUAAUAGAAAUUUUGCUGGUGAUGCAAAUGGUGAAGAUGCGGGUGGAGGCCAAGUCCUUGCUGGAGCAGGUCAAAUAAUUAGGAGGAAUGCGGAAAAUGUUGCUGCUCGGUGGGAGAUGCAAGCUGCUCGUCUUGAGGCUCAUGUCGAACAGAUUUUUGAUGUGGAUGAUGCUGAUGGUGCAGAAGAUGUGCCUUUCGAUGAGCUUGUUGGCAUGCAGGGUCCUGUGUUUCAUUUAGUUGAGAACGCAUUCACAGUUUUAGCCAGCAAUAUGAUAUUUCUUGGUGUUGUUAUCUUUGUGCCCUUUACAUUAGGUCGGAUCAUACUUCAUUACAUAUCAUGGCUUUUCUCUUCAGCCAGUGGUCCAGUUUUCUCGACGGUGAUGCCAUUUACGGAGUCAGCUCUCUCCUUGGCAAAUAUCACAUUGAAAAAUGCAUUGACAGCUGUUGCAAAUUUGUCAUCAGAUGGUAAAGAAAGUGGUCUACUUGAUCAGGUUGCAGAAAUGUUGAAAGUCAACUCCAGUACACUAAACAAUGUCUCAAACAACAUAACUGCUCCACUUUCGGUGGAUCUUUUGGAACGGGCAGCUACUGGAACAUCGAGGCUUUCUGAUGUUACAACUCUUGCUGUAGGCUACAUAUUUAUAUUUUCUUUAGUUUUCUUCUAUCUUGGGACUAUUGCUUUGAUUCGAUAUACUCGAGGAGAGCCUUUGACUAUGGGAAGGUUGUAUGGCAUCGCAUCUGUCGCCGAAGCCAUCCCCUCUCUCCUUAGGCAGUUCAUGGCAGCGAUGAGGCAUUUGAUGACCAUGGUUAAGGUUGCUUUCCUUUUGGUCAUAGAACUUGGGGUAUUUCCCUUGAUGUGUGGUUGGUGGCUUGACAUUUGUACUGUUAGGAUGUUUGGAAAGUCAAUGGCUCAGCGCGUUCAGUUCUUUUCAAUUUCUCCUCUAGCAAGCUCAUUGGUUCACUGGGCUGUUGGCAUUGUAUAUAUGCUACAAAUAAGCAUAUUUGUCAAUCUUCUUCGAGGGGUUUUGCGCAGUGGAGUUUUGUAUUUUCUUCGUGAUCCAGCUGAUCCAAAUUAUAAUCCUUUCCGAGAUUUAAUUGAUGAUCCAAUGCACAAGCAUGCUCGCAGGGUUCUUCUAUCUGUUGCAGUGUAUGGAAGUUUAAUUGUAAUGCUGGUGUUCUUACCUGUCAAACUUGCUAUGAGGAUGGUUCCCUCCAUUUUUCCUCUUGAUAUAUCGGUAUCGGACCCCUUCACAGAGAUUCCAGCUGACAUGCUUCUCUUUCAAAUCUGCAUUCCUUUUGCUAUUGAGCAUUUUAAAUUGAGAACAACAAUCAAAUCCCUUCUCCACUGCUGGUUUACUGUGGUUGGUUGGGCCCUUGGAUUAACAGAUUAUUUACUUCCCAGAACUGAAGAAAACGUUGGCCAGGAAAAUGGGAAUGGAGAGCAGCCUGGGUUGCAAGAAGAACUGCAGGUGGUACGUCUAGGUGCCCUGGAACAGGCUUUGGUGGCCCAUGCCGCAGCUAACGAGCCAAACCAAGUUGUUCCUGCAUCUGGGAACUUGACUAACGAGGAGUAUGAUAACGAAGAGCAGUCUGAUUCAGAGAGGUAUAGCUUCGCUCUCCGCAUUGUCCUUUUGUUGGUUGUGGCAUGGAUGACUCUUCUUGUCUUCAACUCAGCAUUGAUAGUGGUACCAACAUCACUUGGACGGGCACUUUUCAACGCCAUUCCGCUUCUUCCCAUCACACAUGGUAUCAAGUGCAACGAUAUGUAUGCUUUUGUCAUCGGGAGCUACGUUAUUUGGACGGUGAUAGCUGGUGCCAGAUAUUCCAUUGAAUAUGUUAAAGCAAGGAGGGUGACUGUUUUAUUGGGCCAGAUAUGGAAAUGGUUUGCCAUUGUCGUCAAGAGUUCUGCACUUCUGUCAAUUUGGAUCUUCCUCAUUCCAGUAUUGAUUGGCUUGUUAUUUGAGCUUCUGGUCAUUGUGCCUAUGCGAGUUCCAGUGGAUGAAAGCCCAGUUUUCCUCUUGUAUCAGGACUGGGCAUUGGGCUUAAUUUUUCUUAAGAUCUGGACUAGACUGGUAAUGUUAGAUCAUAUGAUACCUCUGGUGGAUGAUAGUUGGAGAGUGAAGUUUGAAAGAGUUAGAGAAGAUGGCUUCUCCAGGCUGCAAGGGUUCUGGGUUUUGAGGGAAAUAGUUGUUCCAAUCAUAAUGAAGCUACUGACAGCACUAUGCGUACCGUACGUACUAGCUAGAGGAGUGUUUCCUGUGCUCGGCUACCCGCUGAUUGUCAACUCAGCUGUUUAUCGAUUUGCUUGGAUUGGAUGCCUUUGUGUUAGCAUGUUGUGUUUUUGUGCCAAGAGAUUUCAUGUAUGGUUCACCAACCUUCACAAUUCCAUUCGCGACGAUCGUUAUCUCAUCGGUCGUCGACUCCAUAACUUCGGUGAAGACUCUGGAGAGAAGCAAAGAGAUGUGGGGACUUCGUCCGAGACACAAGAUGUUCUGCUGGGCACCGCCCAUGCAGCAGCAGCUGGGGAAGGAUUGCGGCAGAGACAUGUUGUUGCUAACUGAUACAAUGUAUAUUUAUUUCAAUGUCUCGGCUGUGUUUGAUGGUUUUGAGGCCCCAAAUUGGGCUAUAGUCAGUUUUUUGGUAUGUGCAUAUGCUAUCUCUCUUAAGAUCCACACAUUUCCAUUCAUUCGCCUUUCUAGCUGCACGAUGUUAUGUCUAUGAAAUUUCGAAUACAGGGCUUUCUAUGAUUUA
This is a messenger RNA of Cucurbita moschata (crookneck pumpkin), 3654 nucleotides long. RefSeq names its product probable E3 ubiquitin ligase SUD1. Lineage: Eukaryota; Viridiplantae; Streptophyta; Magnoliopsida; Cucurbitales; Cucurbitaceae. Gene Ontology annotation, molecular function: zinc ion binding. Gene Ontology annotation, cellular component: endoplasmic reticulum membrane. The transcript has 9 exons. The coding region runs from base 153 to 3464 and encodes 1103 amino acids. The record is from RefSeq and is a predicted model, not a curated record.